This is a messenger RNA of Micropterus salmoides (largemouth bass), 3391 nucleotides long. It is a transcript of the gene slc22a6l, whose product is annotated as solute carrier family 22 member 6, like. The coding region runs from base 543 to 2231 and encodes 562 amino acids. Gene Ontology annotation, biological process: transmembrane transport. Gene Ontology annotation, molecular function: transmembrane transporter activity. The record is from RefSeq and is a predicted model, not a curated record. The transcript has 11 exons. NCBI's taxonomy places the organism in Eukaryota, Metazoa, Chordata, Actinopteri, Centrarchiformes, Centrarchidae. Gene Ontology annotation, cellular component: membrane.
GUGUAUCUCAGUGCAAAGAGGGAAAAGAGCUAACAUAGUUAUGCGCCCACUCUUGAUGCUGGAGCUCUAUGAAACACUUCAACCAGGCAUUAUUCCUGCACAACAAGGACUCUGCAUUCUACCUCAGCGUUUAGUGAAUGCAAUGCUAAUACCUUUAAGAGGUUAAAUUGCACUUCAAAUAAUCCAAAGUUCAGAAAAGCCGUAGGAAUUUGAGAGCCGAUUACUCACUUUGACACACAGCAGCAACAAGACGACAUUAACUUUCUUUUUGAUUUUUUGGCUUUUUUCAAGGACUCUUUCUGGAAACACUUUGCCAAGAUUUUAUUUGAAUUGACGCAUUCUUGUGUUAAUGAAGGUGCUACACUUUAUGAGCCAGGAUUGUCAUGAUUACAUAUUUUAUGUAAUGACAGAAAACUAAUUCAGCUGGUGCUAGAACCACACACUCCUUUGUACACAUACAAAUAUUCUAAAGGAACCCACCAGCAACAUUAUCCAGUGCCAUUAACAUUAAGCCACGUUGUGGAGUUCUAUUGUACAAAACUAUGGCAUUUGGGGACCUCCUAGAGCUGGUGGGCAGCACAGGACGCUUUCAGAUCCUGCAUGUGAUACUCCUCUGCAUACCUGUCCUGAUGAUGGCCAGUCACAACCUGUUGCAGAACUUUGUUGCUGCGGUGCCUCGUCACUACUGCAGUGCACACACGAACCUCUCUCAGUCCCAGCUGAGCCCAGAGGAAACCCUGCUGAUCACAGUGCCGCUAGACCCGACAGGGAAGCCACAGAGGUGCAAGCGUUAUGUUGUUCCACAGUGGCACCUCCUGGCUAAGAAUGGGACCUUCAGCUCAGGGGAGCAAGGAGACACUAAGGAUGGUGUGGAUGCUGACCUGCAGGAAUGUGCAGAUGGAUGGUCCUAUAACAUGACUGAGAUGAGCUCCACAAUCAUAUCGGAUUGGCAUUUGGUAUGUGAUAUGCGCUCUUGGAAGCAAAUGGGACAGACAGUCUACAUGGGAGGUGUGCUUGUGGGAGCGCUCAUCUUUGGAGGCCUUUCAGACAGAUAUGGUCGACGCAUCCUCCUGCUCAUCUCUAACCUGCUGAUGGCAGUGGCAGGAACAUGUGCCGCUUUCUCUACCUCCUUCCCCCUCUUCUGCCUGUUUCGGUUUGGUUGCGGCAUGGCUCUGUCUGGCCUAGGGCUCAACACCUUCUCACUCAUUGUGGAGUGGAUCCCCACUCGUGUGCGAACAGUGGUGGGAACAAUAACAGGUUAUUGUUACACAAUGGGACAAUUGCUCCUGGCAGUCAUAGCCUACUUCAUCCGUGACUGGAGGUGGCUAACCCUGGCUGUGUCUUUGCCCUUCUAUGUCUUCUUUCUCACCUCAUGGUGGUUUCAUGAAUCUCCAAGAUGGUUAGUCCUGAGUAAUCAGUCUGAGAAAGCCAUCAAGAAUCUUAAAAGUGUGGCCAAAUUUAACGGACGCCACGAAGAGGGAGAAAAAAUUAACAUUAAAAUGCUGCAGGAGUCCAUGAAGAAAGAGGUGUCCUGUUCACAGGGCUCCUACUCUGCCCUGGAUCUGUUCCGCACACCUACAAUGAGGACAAUGACAGUCUGCCUCAGUGCUAUUUGGUUAUCAACAAGCUUCGCUUACUAUGGUCUCGCUAUGGAUCUGCAAAAGUUUGGGGUGGACAUCUACUUAAUGCAAGUGAUCUUUGGAGCUGUUGACAUCCCUGCUAAAGUUGUCAUAACUGUGUCUAUGAGUUUUCUUGGGCGCCGUCCAUCACAAUGCGGUGCUCUUAUUGUCGCUGGAGUCACCAUUUUGAUCAACCUGCUGGUACCUUAUGAUAAACAGACUUUGCGCACCUGUUUGGCUGUAUUGGGUAAAGGUUGCCUCGCUGCCUCCUUCAACUGCUGUUUCCUUUACUCUGGAGAACUGUACCCAACUAUUAUCCGUCAGAAUGGCAUGGGCUGGGUAUCCAUGAUGGCUCGUAUAGGAUCCAUGGUGGCCCCCAUGGUGCUUCUCACGGGGGAGUAUUUACCUUGGCUACCAGGUUUAAUCUAUGGAGGAGCUCCAAUUCUCACAGGAGUGGCUGUAAUAUUCCUUCCUGAAACGCUUGGCUCACCCCUUCCUGACACAAUACAAGAUGUGGAGGACAGGGGACCUGGUAGAAGCUCCAAAAUGCCACCAAAGGAAGCAAUAGUCUUGCAAGACACGCAGUCGACGCUCCUAAAGCCGGCUGUCUGAGGGCAUCUGUAUUGUUCUUCUGAUGUUUUUGCUGACAUGUUAAUGAAAGUCGGUGCUGCUUUUUCUCUGGCCUGUUUACUUGUUUGAUUUCCGCAAAGAGUUCAUUGUGGGUUAUGAAUGCUGGAAAAUGGAGCUGGAAAGGUUUUUUGGACAGGUCAAUACAGUGAAAUUAAUAUAUCUGCAAACAAUCAGACCCAUGUUUAUUUGUUAUCCAGUAGCUUUAAGGACUUUAGUCUGACUUUGUACCAAUUAUGUUUUAUAUUUUACUUGUCUGUGUUAAAUAUUAAUUUCAUAUAAAUUCUACAGUUAAUGGUUAUGCUGUGCUUUACUGGAGUUUUUAUAACUUCUCUUACUUUAUAAAUAACCCUGUGUUUGUAAAAAAAAAAAAAAAGUACUUUCUUUAAAAUCAACACCUCUUCAUUCAUAUCUUGUGUUUCUCUCCUUUCUUACCAUCUGUGGAACCCAAAUACUCACUAUGAUUUGUUAUCUAAAUGGGUCAUUGUCAGCUACUGCUCAACUGCUGAACAGCUGAACUGAAACAAAUCAGAUGAAGAACCUGUUUGACCAGGAUAAUAAAUCAAUGAUUUAUAUCAUAUAUCAAUGAAUAAACACAAGCAAUCACAUUCAGGAUCAAAUAUUACUUCACACAAACAUCCUCAAACAUCCCAAAGUAUUACUCAGUUUUAAUUUAUUUUACUUUUUAACUUUGUGUUCACAUGAGAACCUCUGGUUUCCCAUUAAAGUUGGUCAAAAUUUACCUCACUCUUUAAAUAUUAAACUUUGGCAGUCUAGGUAAAGCCUCCAGGACUUUUAAUGGACAAACUGAAUCAUGGAUAUAUUUGGAUAUCAUGGAUGACACUAAAUUAGACUUGCUUUUGGAAAUUGUUCUUCCUAUGAUAUUUACUGUGAGGAAGACUUCAUUCUGUGCCAGAUUCUGUGUGACAGAUUCAGUCCAUUGUUAUUUUCUUCAUUUAUGUUUUGUUAACAUGGCUCUCUCUAGGGACAGUUGCUGUCCAGAUGUGAGCCUUUCAGCCAAGACAAAUGUUUCAUUUAACAAAACUUGUGUUUGAUAGAUUUGUGCUGGAAUAUAGAGCAUGAGCUGCUGGUGGUCAGUGCCUUGACUUCAAAUGAUGAAAAUAAAUAAACAAAUGAACACCUAA